This is a messenger RNA of Hemicordylus capensis (graceful crag lizard), 2101 nucleotides long. Its product is annotated as cytochrome P450 7B1. The record is from RefSeq and is a predicted model, not a curated record. Gene Ontology annotation, biological process: bile acid biosynthetic process; cholesterol homeostasis. NCBI's taxonomy places the organism in Eukaryota, Metazoa, Chordata, Lepidosauria, Squamata, Cordylidae. Bases 323 to 1876 code for a protein of 517 amino acids. The transcript has 6 exons. Gene Ontology annotation, molecular function: heme binding; iron ion binding; steroid hydroxylase activity.
CCCUGGAAAGAGGAGGGAGGGAGAGGAGAUCGAAGCGGGGAAUCGCUCUGAACUUCACUCUUCGUCCGCUCGUUAAGCCCAUUCUUUCCUGAGGGGAGGGGCCAGGCAGUUCCCCUCUGGAGCCGCCCAAGUCCUCUCGCGUUCCAAGCGGAGCGAUGGUCCCCCCGGGUGCGAUCCAAAGUUCCUGAAACGCUGCAAGAGGGAGAAGGAGCAGGAGUUUUCUGUAAACUUUAUUCGGAGAAAGAGGGGAAGUCCGCCUCAGUCGUCCGCAGCGGCAACAGUAGCAGGAGGAAGACGCCAACCGGGACGAGUUUCCCCCAAGAUGGGCCUUCUGGAGCUGCUCCCGCCCUCUCACACCUAUGGCCUGGCGCUCGUUACUGCCCUGGCGCUGUGGGUGUUGUGUGCGUUCUGCAGGAGGAGAAGACGACCAGGAGAGCCUCCCUUAGUGAAUGGCUGGAUUCCUUUCUUGGGAGUAGCCCUGAAUUUUCGAAACAAUGCUUCUAAGCUUUUGUUGUCCUUGCAGCAAAAACAUGGAGAUGUUUUCACCGUACUUCUGGCUGGCAGAUACAUUACGUUUAUAAUAGACCCUCUGCAGUAUGUUUCUUUGACCAAGCUUAACAAGUAUCUGGAAUUUGAAGAGUUUGCUGAUAACAUAUCAUCCCGAAUAUUCAACUACCCAUCCAUUCUAAAGGGAAAUUUCCCAGAUUUAAGUGAAAAUGUGCACAGGAACUAUCAAUACCUUAAAGGCAAAUCAUUGGAUGCUCUCUCUGACAGCAUGAUAAAAAAUCUUCAAUGUAUAUUUAAAAAAAGGUUUUCACAAGCAACAGAUUGGGAAACUGAGAAAAUGAACAAGUUCUGCUUCUCUGUAAUGUUCGAAGCCAGUUUUAUAACACUGUAUGGAAGAGAUCCUAGUGCAGAUGGCCACAAUGUUGUUGAUGCAAUUGGAGACAAAUUUACCAAGUUUGAUGCCAAUUUUUCCUAUUUAGCUGCAAACAUACCAAUUGAAUUGUUAGGCUCUACCAAGAGGAUCCGGGAAGAACUCAUCCAUUAUUUUUUACCCAACAACACAUCAAAAUUGCUGGGAGUUUCUGAAGUGAUCCAAGCCAGAAAAGAUUUGUUCGAGAUGUAUGAGGUGCUUGGAGACUAUGACAAAGCAGCACAUCAUUUUACCUUCAUGUGGGCCUCUGUGGGAAACACGAUUCCAGCUAUAUUCUGGACCACGUAUUAUCUUCUGCGACACCCAGAAGCUCUUGCAGUGGUGCGUGACGAAAUUGACCAUUUGCUGCAGUCAACAGGUCAAGAGACGGGGCUUGGAUACAGCAUCCGCCUCACCAGAGAACAAUUGGACAACCUGGUCUAUCUAGAGAGUGCUUUAAAUGAGAGUUUACGACUGUGCUCAUCUUCCAUGAACAUCCGCAUCGCCAAGGAAGAUUUUGCUUUCAAGCUUGAAGGGAAUCAGGAAGUCAGUUUGAGAAAAGGAGAUUUCAUAGUAAUUUAUCCUCCGAUUCUGCACAUGGACCCCGAGGUCUAUGAAGAUCCUAAGAAAUACAAGUUUGACCGUUAUGUAGAAAAUGGAAAGAAGAAGACCACCUUCUACAAACAGGGGAAGAAGCUGAAAUACUUUCUGAUGCCUUUUGGCUCUGGAAGCAGCAUCUGUCCUGGCAGGUUCUUUGCGAUGAUUGAAAUCAAGCAGUUUCUGGUUUUAUUGUUGACUUAUUUUGAUAUUGAAGUAGUUGGAGAGAAAGAAGUUGGCCAUGACAAAAGUCGACUGGGCCUUGGUAUCCUCUUGCCAGACUCUGAUAUUGAUUUUCGGUACAGGCUAAGGCCUGCUCCAAAGGCUAGGCCACCUCCAUCCUCAGAGGCAAGAUGCCUCUAAAUACGUCACAGGGGAGCAAUAGCAGGAGAGAGGGAAUGACCCUCACCUCUUGCCUGUGAGCUUCCCAGAGGCAUCUGGUGGAGGCCACUAUGUAACAGGAUGCUUGACUAGAUGGACCUGAUCCAGCAGGGCAGUUAUUAUGUUCUUAAUACAGGGAUUCAGUUGUUAACAUUAAGUGUCCUCAAAUGUGUUCUGUCUUUAAAAAUAAAUACAUGAUUAAAUGCA